AUGGUGUAUCAGGAACAAGUUACAGCAGUCGUAAUGUUAUGCAAAACACUGGAGGAUGGCAAGCCAAAAUGCAGCCAGUAUUGGCCAAUGCAAGCUGGCGAAAAUAAAACAUACGGCUGCAUGUUUGUUAUGAACAAGCGGACGGAUCGCGAGGACAAAUUCGACACGUAUAUACUGGAAGUGCUCCCGGAAGGCUGCUCAAAUUCGGUUAUCGUAAAGCUCAUCCAUAUGACUGAUUGGCCGGAUCGUGGCGUACCACCGAGUGGAAUGGCUAUUCUCAGACUCAUUCGAAUGUUGCCAACGGUAUCUUUCCCGCAUUUCUCAAAAUCAGUUUUUUUAAAAGUGGCGGGCUUAUCUCGGCCAAAGCAUGUCUAG
This is a messenger RNA of Gongylonema pulchrum, 375 nucleotides long. The record is from the annotation of a GenBank genome assembly. Lineage: Eukaryota; Metazoa; Nematoda; Chromadorea; Rhabditida; Gongylonematidae.